Histoplasma capsulatum G186AR is the source of this 1587-nucleotide messenger RNA. Its product is annotated as DNA primase large subunit. Bases 30 to 1544 code for a protein of 504 amino acids. The record is from RefSeq and is a predicted model, not a curated record. The transcript is spliced from 3 exons. NCBI's taxonomy places the organism in Eukaryota, Fungi, Ascomycota, Eurotiomycetes, Onygenales, Ajellomycetaceae. Gene Ontology annotation, biological process: DNA replication, synthesis of primer. Gene Ontology annotation, cellular component: alpha DNA polymerase:primase complex.
CUACUGCCAUAUCCCGUAUCGCCGUCACCAUGUCUCAAUACGACAGAUCUCGCAUGGACCCUAAACGACGACCUCCAAUCGACCAUAAGAAAAAACAGUUUGCAACUCCAACAUACAAGGAACAUGAUUAUUCCCACCGCCUCAACUUCUACGAAAUACCCCCAACUCAGGAAAUUACUCUUGAACAAUUUGAACAAUGGGCUAUUGACAGGUUGCGAAUCCUUGCAGAACUGGAAGCAUGCUCAUACAGAAAUAAAACCCCUGCCGAAACCGCCUCCCAUAUCACCCCUCUUCUGAACAAAUUCCUUCCUCUCUCCGCCAACACCUCUUCCAGCACAGGUGUGGACCAACGCCUCCGAAAUGAACGGCAAAAGGAUCAUUACUCCCAUUUCAUCCUGCGUCUCGCCUUCUCCUCAACAGAGGAUCUAAGACGCCGCUUUACCCGUCUGGAGACCAUGCUUUUUAAAUUCCGCUUCCAACUGGAUGACUCCAAAGAAAGACGCGCGUUCAUCGAAAGCCUCAAUUUCAACUGGGAUAUGGUUUCUGAUGAGGAAAAACAUGAACUCGGCGAAAGCUUGCUGGCAUCCACCUAUGGUGUCAGGCGUCUUGAGGAUGAGAGCUGGUUUAAGGUAGACUGGGAGAAAGUGCCAGAGCUGGUUGAGCGGAGAGGCGUGUUUGUGAGGAAGGGCAAGGCGUAUGUGCCCGUUCGAGAGCAGCUGAGUAUGGUUCUAGCGGAAUUUACCGCAAGGCUGGAGAAAGCCCUUGAGUUUACGAGUCGAGCAUUACCCCGGCUAGACGAGGAUGACCGCCUGACGCCCAUUCUAGAGCAUCUCUCCAAAAAUUUCGGCACAUCUGAUUCCUCCUAUGCGGAGGGCGAGGGAUCAGUACCGGGAGCGCCAAUUACCGCGGCAUCCAUUGAUUCCCUAUCCCAACACUUCCCACUUUGCAUGCGCAAUCUACACAUGCAGCUACGCAAAAAUUCACAUCUGAAGCAUUUUGGCCGCUUGCAGUAUACCCUCUUCCUCAAGGGCAUCGGCCUGUCACUCGAGGAUGCCCUGGUCUUCUGGCGGCAAUCUUUCAAAAUAUUUACCGAUGACGAGUUCAACUCCAAGUACAAAUACAAUGUCCGCCACGCGUACGGCGAUGUGGGUGGGGAUGCCAAUCGUAGGGGUCGUGGAUAUCCUCCGUACUCAUGCCAGAAGAUCCUCACAGACAAUUCACCCGGGGCUGGUCAAACACACGGAUGUCCCUACCGGCAUUUCUCGGUUGAGAAUCUCAUUAACUUACUCCAGGCGACAGGUGUUAACGAUCAGGAAGUUUUGCGAGGGGUGCGGGAGGACGUGGGGAAAACUCGCUAUCACAUUGCUUGUAAUCGGGUGUUUGAAUGGGCACAUAAAGCGGAGCUCAAAAAAGUGCGGGACGAGGGGAGUUGGAGCCAGACGGAUCUUGAUACGAUUGUCCAUCCCAACACGUAUUUCAAGCGUAGUUAUUUGUUGAAGAAUUUGGGGAAGAUUGUGAAGGAGGAUGUUGACAUGACAUCGUGAGGUACGAUUGUAAUUUAUCAUUAUGACCGGCGUUGGUUCAUUG